UGGUGGUGUGUUACGCUGUGCGGUUUCAUCGCCUUACUCUAAAUGACUCGUUGGUGAAGAAAUCCAUCGACUAACAUGACAUCACUUCAGAUCCACUUCCCUAUUUGCUCCAAACAAAAAAAGUUCCAGCUUCAAGGGUGUGCAUUCACUCUUCUGCUUUGCACCAGCACCAAGCUCGCGCCCAGACUCAGCAUGGGGAAUUUGGCGGCCAACGAGGGACUCUCCGUCUUUGUCAUUCUGGUUUGGCUUGCCAUCAACGCCUUCCUCUUCGUCCAUUUCUACAUGGCCUUUCUCGUCGACAAAUGGUUCUACACUCGUGUGCUGCUCGGGCAAGCUUUGUCCUGGGCCCGAGCUCCAGCCGCCUGUCUCAACUUCAACUGCAUGCUGAUCCUGCUGCCCGUCUGCAGGAACCUACUCUCCUUCAUUCGGGGAACCAUCCAGUUCUGCAGCCGCACAGCCGCUCGGCAGCUGGACCGAAACAUCACCUUCCACAAGCUGGUGGCGUACAUGAUCGCCUUUCACACAGCCGUGCAUAUUGUUGCUCACUUGUUCAACUUUGAGUAUUUCAUGGACGCUCAGCUGAACCGCAACAGCAGCCUUCUGCCCUUCAUACUGUCUGAAAUUGGUAACGGCGACAACGCGUCCUUCCUCAACCCAAUCAGGUCCAAUGAAACGAACCCAACAAUCGUCAUGUUCACCACCAUCGCCGGUGUGACUGGUGUGGUCAUCACGCUGGCCCUGAUCCUCAUCAUCACUUCUUCCAUGGAGGUCAUCCGCCGAUCGUACUUUGAGGUGUUCUGGUACACCCAUCACCUUUUUGUCCUGUUCUUCAUCGGACUGGUAUUGCACGGCUUUGGGAGGAUCGUGCGAGGACAGACAUCGGCCAGCCUGACCGCAAACGACCCACGCCUCUGCGCGGACCGGUUUGAGGAAUGGGGAAGAAAUGAUUCGGACUGCGCGGUUCCAGUGUUUGCCGGAAACCCACCGAUGACCUGGAAGUGGAUCGUGGGACCCAUGAUUUUAUACGUAUGCGAGAGGCUUGUCCGAAUCUAUCGAUCCCACCAAAAAGUGGUCAUCACGAAGGUGGUGAUGCAUCCCUCCAAAACUCUGGAGCUUCAGAUGAAGAGGAAAGGAUUCCACAUGGAGGUGGGCCAGUACGUCUUCAUCCAGUGCCCAUCUGUCUCCAGGCAUGAGUGGCACCCCUUCACCCUGACCUCAGCCCCAGAGGAGGACUACUUCAGUGCCCACAUUCGAAUAGUUGGCGACUGGACUCAGGCGUUGUACGAAGCCUGCGGGGGGGACAAAACGGAGCCUCAAGAGGCUUGGAAAUUGCCCAAGGUAGCCAUCGACGGGCCUUUUGGCACUGCCAGUGAGGACGUGUUUCGGUACCAGGUGGUCGUGCUGGUGGGGGCGGGAAUCGGUGUCACGCCUUUUGCGUCCAUCCUCAAGUCUGUGUGGUACAAGCGCAUCCAGAACAAAGACGUCUUCACCAAAAAGAUCUACUUCUACUGGCUUUGCCCCGAGACGCAGGCCUUCGAGUGGUUUGCGGACUUGCUGCAGUCGCUGGAGAGCCAGAUGGCGGCAAAGAGUGUGACGGACUUCCUGAGCUACAACAUCUACCUCACCCGCUGGAAGGAGCAAGAGGCGGCACAUUUCUGGGUACACCACGAGGAGGAGAACGACCCAAUCACAGGGCUUAAGCAGAAAACUCUUUAUGGAAAGCCUAAUUGGGACAGCGAGUUUACUGGCAUUGCAUCCAAGCAUCCUGGAACCAAAGUUGGAGUGUUCCUCUGUGGGCCGCCGCAGCUGGGCAAGUCGCUGGAGAAACAGUGUUUGUCCCAUUCUGAAGCCGACGUCAAGUUCAUCUUUAACAAGGAAAACUUUUAACAGGGCCAUCAACACCUGGGUCCAUAGUCAUCAAGAUGUGUUCCAACAUGCCUGUCAAUACUUUCAUGAAUCCAGGUUGUCUUCUCGAGGCAUUAAAUCGAUGGCAACCGGAUUCUUCUAGUUGUCUUCGAAGACGUGUUGUUUUGCCUCUCAUCUGGGCAGCGACAGCGUGGGGGUGUCCUCUAUCGAGCCUUGGUGCCCGAAAUCAUGAAGCCAUCUCCGACGCAAAGCUAAACGUCACGUCUUCAAAAACAACCAGAUCCAGUCCGGUUGGAAUCGAGCCGACGCCCUGAGAAUUUCCUCAGGUAGCCUAAAAACAAUUAGCUCGCAUCAUCUUUAACCAGGAGCGUCUCCUCGUUCAAGGAUUCUCCAUAAGCAAGGCUGCCGUCAAGCAAACCGAACUUUUCUUGAUAUUUUGCGGAAGCUCUGGCAUCUCGCUCCCACCAGAUGUUUUGCAAGUGUGCCAUUGUUGCACAAAUGCAGAGCAAUACACUUGGCGGUACUUUCCCCGUUGACGCUGUUCUGCUUUAGCAGUGCAUCAAUCGUUGGUUUCACAACUACUUCUGUUUUUCUCAUUCAGUUGCCUCUCAUGCACUGUUGCGGCCCAUUUCUCUCUCACUAGCCAUCACACCACAAUGUUCAGCUGCAAACAGGAAACCUUUCACUUCUUCCUUCAGACCCAGGUGGGACAGAGCUCACCAAUUUGACUGAAAAAAAAUAUCCGGAUAUCUACAGUAAUAAUGGCAAAUUGCCUCCAGCAGCAUCUUACAGCGAGACACACAGAUUUAUGACGCCCAAGGUAAAAUUUGGCGAUCCGGAUUGCCUCGGUUUUUGUAGUGAACGCUUUCCAAAAUAAUUAUGAAAAUAAAACUAAGGAUUUGUUGGGGUUAGAGCUGUAAACUUGUCAAAUUUGCUUGCCAAUAGGCCUUUAAAAUGUAGAAUUUUUGUUGUUGCUUUUCCAGUAAUCAACAUGAGCAUGAAAAAACAUCAUUUUUAAAAAAAUGCUAAUAUUGGCACUUUGCGGAGAAACUAAAUUUGAGUCACUGUUAAAAUCCUUGGGCACGACUUUAAAUUGUUCGAAAUUAUCAUGAAUGGAGGAUUCAAAUUGAACGAUCAUUUGAUUUUUUGGGGGGUGGAUUUUUGUUCUCCCGUCUGUUUAGAUUACUGACAUCAACCUCCAAAAAGGUUUUAAAACUGACUUUUAAAUUUGUUGAACAGCAUCAUUACAAAAACAAAUGAAACACACACACACAAAACUCCAUCAAAGGGAUGGAAACAGUAAUUAAAUAAAUCUAAACAAAUACACCAGGGAUGCUCGUUCAUUUAAUUGGAAACUACGCUCAUCAAGAUGAAUAUUCCUUCUGACACGUUACAUGCCCACAACAAGAGACUAAAGAAGAGAGUAGAAUUGUUUGUCACUGUAACGUGAACAAUAAAAUUUAAUGUGCCCACCCAUCUGCGCAAAGUAGGCGUUUAGAGCUGCGGUAUGCGGUCCAAUUUUUUUUUCAAUAUGUACAGUACAGUCCAGAAGUUAUACCCGUACUGUGCAUUCACAGCCUCUGCAUGGAAGUGGCACUUGGGAGAUCCUCUUCUCGUUUCCAGAAACAUGCUGCACUCUUGCGUUCUACACGACGGCAACGGCAAAGACGCUGACCACGCAGUACAUGGUGCGGCUUUCCCACCGCACUGUGGAACUAACUGCAAACACACAAGGGGCAUUACACAAAACGCAAGUGGCAUUUCAAAUCAGCCUCGCUGAUGGUUUUCAUGUACCAUCCAUAGCCGUGUCCCAGUAGCAGGAAUUUGCCGUGUGGAGCCCAGCACCAGUUUUCUGCAUCAGGGCGCACGUAACUAUGGAGAAACAAUGUGAUACAAUUCAUUGGCAAGGUAUCAUGCAUACGACAUGCAAAGAGACAAAAGAAGAACAGGGAGAAAAAUCUGUGGUCAAUUCAGUAUGCUGUACAGCAUCAAUGUCUUCAGCAGGAUUCCAAUACAACCGAGUGUUACCGUGACUUGCGUGUUGAAUGUGUAACUCAACCAUGCGUUGGGUUACUUUCGUUCAAACAUCUGUUGCAUCAAGUUAUUUUGACACCACGUACAUGGGUGCUCUUCAUUCACCGAUGCCAUUUUGUAUCAUGUGUUAGCGGUAAGCUAGCGGACGUUAGAAAUGAUGUGGUUGUUUGAAAAACAUAUCAUUUUAGGUUUAGUUUGACAAUAAACAGCUUGAAGCCUC
Hippocampus zosterae (dwarf seahorse) is the source of this 4120-nucleotide messenger RNA. It is a transcript of the gene cybb, whose product is annotated as cytochrome b-245 heavy chain. Gene Ontology annotation, molecular function: superoxide-generating NAD(P)H oxidase activity. NCBI's taxonomy places the organism in Eukaryota, Metazoa, Chordata, Actinopteri, Syngnathiformes, Syngnathidae. Bases 76 to 1887 code for a protein of 603 amino acids. Gene Ontology annotation, biological process: defense response; superoxide anion generation. Gene Ontology annotation, cellular component: NADPH oxidase complex; plasma membrane. The record is from RefSeq and is a predicted model, not a curated record. The transcript is spliced from 13 exons.